Messenger RNA from Yamadazyma jaroonii, 2988 nucleotides. The record is from the annotation of a GenBank genome assembly. Lineage: Eukaryota; Fungi; Ascomycota; Pichiomycetes; Serinales; Debaryomycetaceae.
AUGUCCAUUCAGUUCCAAUCUUCCAACGUACUUGCCAGGCUAAAACCCUUCGGUCUACUGUUUGAAAAAUCAUUAACUGAUCUCAUCAAAGGCAUCCGUCAACACUCCAAGGAAUCUUCUGAAUCACUUGCUCAAUUCCUUGAUAAUGCCAUUGUAGAAUGUAAAAAUGAACUUUCUUCCAAUGAUAUGGAAACCAAAGCUAUGGCAGUUUUGAAGUUAGCAUACCUUGAAAUGUACGGUUUUGACAUGUCUUGGUGUAAUUUCCAUAUCCUAGAAGUCAUGUCGUCCAAUAAAUUCCAAAUCAAACGGGUUGGUUAUUUAGCUGCCAUCCAAUCAUUCAAGAACGAGAAAGACUUACUUAUUCUUGCUACUAAUCAAUUCAAGAAGGAUUUAAACAGUCAUGACCAUGUUCAUAUCGGUCUAGCAUUGAGUGGCAUUGCCACCAUUGUUACGCCGAAUCUUUCCAAGGAUAUUAAUGAUGAUGUUCUUAUGAAAUUGAACCAUACUAAGCCUUACAUCAGAAAGAAAGCUAUCUUGGCCAUGUAUAAGAUAUUCCUUCAAUAUCCUGAGAGUUUAAGGAUGAACUUCACCAAGGUGAUUGAGAAGUUAGACGAUGAUGAUAAUCUGGUGAUUAAUGCUACCAUAAAUGUGAUUUCCGAGAUCAGUAAGAAGAAUCCUAAGAUCUUUGUUAACUAUUUACCCAAAUUUUUCCGGAUUUUAGAGGAACUGAAGAAUAAUUGGUUGAUUAUAAGGAUCUUAAAGUUAUUCCUGUGCUUGUCUAAGGUAGAAAGUCGAAUGAAAAAGAAGAUUUUACCAUCAAUUAUUGAUUUAAUGGUUAAAACCCAAGCAUCUUCAUUGAUCUAUGAAUGUAUUAAUUGUAUUCUUAGUAGUUCCAUGUUAUCACCAGAUUCUUCCAGAGAUAGGGAGGUUGCGGAGUUAUGUGUUGAACAAAUAGAGAAAUUUUUUGAAGCUGGUGAUCCAAAUUUAAGAUAUAUGGGACUUUUGGCUUUGAUUAAUAUUGUAGAGAGUUUCCCAGUAUUAAUCAAAUUCAAAGGGUCAUGGGUGGCCAAUACUAUCAUCCUUUGUAUUACCAAUGAUGAUUUGAUCAUUAAGAGAAAAGCUCUUGAAGUUUAUCAAUAUCUUAUCAAUGACGAUACCAUGGUGGAUUAUACUCGUGUGAUACUUAAGAAUUUAAUCCCUGGUUCGGUUCCCGAUACCCUUAAGUAUGAUAUUGUGGUGAAGAUUUUAAGUAGUGGAGCUAUGAAUAAUUAUGGACACAUUCCUAGUUUUUCAUGGUACUUAUCAGUAUUGAAAGAUAUUGUCACCUUGACACUUUUACCUAACGCCAAUGAUAUUCUAGCACCAGAAAUUAGAGAGAAAAUAGCAGUGGAAUUGGGUAAAGAGUUCAAGAACUUAUCUAUUAGAAUUCCAUCCAUCAGAAGUGAUAUCUUAGCCAUCAUCCUGGAAUUUAUCAUGAACCCUAGGAUCUUAGAUGAUUGUCCUUCCUUACUUAAGGAUUUGUAUUGGAUUAUGGGUGAAUAUAUCGACCAAUUAGAAGACGAGGAAUCGACUUUAGGGAAGAAAAUCCAACUUUUCAAUUGUUUGGUCAAUGUUAGAGUCGAUAGAGUGUUGGAACUUAAUGAUAAGUUGAAUUUUGAAGUUGCUAGGAAGUUGGUCAACCAUGAAAACACCGAAAUUUUGACCGUGUUGAUACCUUUCUUAGUGAAAUUGUUCUCUUCUAUUGUCAGUGAUUACACUAAUGCUUAUGGUGAACAAGGACAACUCCGCCAUAAGAAGGUGGUAGAAUUAGCUUUUGAUUUGGAUAAAUUGGUUUACUUUUUGGGAUGUUUCGAGAAUCACUUACACUAUGAGAUCCAAGAACGGAGUUUAUCAUGGUUAGAGUUCUUGAAAUUGUGUUUUGAGAGCUUGGAUGUGGCAGAAGAGGUGAAGAAGAUGGAAAUAGAAGAGGUAGAGUAUUAUAAGAAUAUUGGUGAUGAAGACGAGGAUGAGGAUGAGGGUGAAGAUGAUGAAGGUGAAGAGAGUAGUGAAGAAGAACAAGAAGAUUAUAUUGAAUUAUCAUCUGAGGAUGAAGAGCCAAAAGAAACAGAGUCAGAAGAACAAGUGGACGAAAAUCCACAAUCAUUUGCUGUGGAGAUUCCAGAUACCUUGGAUACUGUUCCUAUGCUUCUUACACAUGUUCUUCCUACAUUCUUCAAAUCCUAUGAUCUCCCACCGAUCUCUAAAUCCAGUCAAAAAUCCAUCCCACCACCGGAGUUUGACCUCGACUCCGAAAUCAACUCCCCUAAAUUUGAGCUCUUUAGUGACGUUGAAGAUUCGGACACUGAAGAAGAAGAACCCGUUGAAGUCAAAGAGGAAGUCAAGAAAGAAGAACGUCUUGAACGUAUCAAAUAUGAUCCUUACUAUAUCAACGACACCACCAGUAAACCAAAGACCAAGAAGAAAAAAGAAAAGGUUGAAAGUACCGAAAUCCCUGAGAAGAAAGUCAAACCCAAGAAGAUCAAGAAAGAGAAAGUUUUGAUCUUGGAUGUGGAAGAUGAAGAAGUUGUUACAGCCGCACCAGUGAAGAAGAAGAAGAAUUUGUUGAUGAUCGAUUCAUCAAACUUGGAUAACUUUGAUUUGAGUGUGGAGACAUCAACUGAGGAUGAUAUUGAUUUGAGUGCUUUGAGAAAUGCUUUGGAGAAGGAGAAGGUGGAGGUUAAAGAGAAGAAAGUGAAGAAAGCCAAGAAGAAGAGCAAGAGUAAGGGUAAAGAAGCUAAGGAUACCAAACAAGACAAAGACAAAGAAGCUAAGGAGGGUAAAGAAUCCAAAGAGAAAGAGAACAGUAAAGAAACUGAAGACAAAGAGGGUCAAGAAAGUCAAGACAGUAAAGAAACUGAAGCUGUGAAUUCCCACUCAUCAUCUCCAUCUCCUGGAGUCGUAGUGCCAGUAAAAAAGUCUAAAAAAAAAUCUAGAGCCAUCAUACAUUAA